Gigantopelta aegis is the source of this 956-nucleotide messenger RNA. RefSeq names its product indian hedgehog protein-like. NCBI's taxonomy places the organism in Eukaryota, Metazoa, Mollusca, Gastropoda, Neomphalida, Peltospiridae. The coding region runs from base 58 to 801 and encodes 247 amino acids. The record is from RefSeq and is a predicted model, not a curated record. Gene Ontology annotation, molecular function: calcium ion binding; patched binding. Gene Ontology annotation, biological process: protein autoprocessing; intein-mediated protein splicing; smoothened signaling pathway. The transcript has 7 exons.
UAAAACCAGGCACGAUGUGGAUGUAAGUAAAUUAGAAGGAUCAACACAUCGAACAGAAUGAAAAUUACUUGGUUUGUGGCAGUGCUGUGUGUUGGACUAACACUUUGCGAACCGGCGUUCAACAGAAGACAGUCAAUUAGUGGGAAGGAAGAUAACCCUAGAAGGAGAACUCCAUCUUCUCUUCCUUCUUGCUUCCCUGGUGACGGGCAGCUUCUCCUUGACAACGGCAAUAUGGUGGAUAUGAAGGGCCUAAGAACUGGAGACAGAGUAUUAACAAUACAAGCUGGGCGACGUGUCUUCUCUGAAGUGAAAACCUUCAUAAAGCGCCACCCCCACCAGAAUACUACCUACCGAACACUGAUUACGGAACAGGGAAAUCACGUGACGAUGUCAGACAACCAUCUGAUCUUUGUCUCGGCAAGAAACACAUCUACCAAAAUGGAAUCUAGAUUUGCGAUGUCUGUGAAACCAGGUGAUUAUAUUUUCACAACAAAAUCCUGCAAACGAGAUCUGUGCCCAGAAAGAGUAGUGCAAAUAUCGCUUAGCACGAAACAAGGUUUGUACGUUCCAGUCACUGCAGCUGGAACUCUUGUAGUGGGCGGAAUAUUCGCGUCUUGUUACUCAUGCCUUCCACACCACCUCGAGCACUUCUUUCUGACACCUUUCCGCUGGUUUCCAUGGCUGCUGGAUCCAUGGAAACAAGAUGGCUUCAGUCCGAUCAUAUCUGGUUUGGAAAAUAUAGCAGGCAGGUUUCUACCUAUGAGUUUUCCUCACAGUGUUAAAAGUGCUUCCACCUCGUAAAUCUGAUGAAACAGUAUUCUACCAUCAGGAAAAUCACAGUCAUCAGGCGCUGGAAGAGGGAUGGGACACUGCCCCCUCUUGUGGACAAUCAAAUUAAUUGUAUUUUCAAUGAAAAACAUUUUCUAAAGGAAUAAGUAAACAUUUGAGAAACUUGA